This is a messenger RNA of Rodentolepis nana, 120 nucleotides long. The record is from the annotation of a GenBank genome assembly. Lineage: Eukaryota; Metazoa; Platyhelminthes; Cestoda; Cyclophyllidea; Hymenolepididae.
AUGUUUCGAGUCACUCCAGUUUGUCUGCGUGUUGGUAAGUGUUGCUGUGUUGGCAAACGAGGUCGCUAUCUCAGUCACCCUCCAUUCCUCACUAACAACGCGCUUGGUGGCUUACGGUAG